Molecule: messenger RNA, 3900 nt
Organism: Urocitellus parryii (Arctic ground squirrel)
Lineage: Eukaryota; Metazoa; Chordata; Mammalia; Rodentia; Sciuridae
Gene: Polr1b
Product: RNA polymerase I subunit B
Biological process (GO): DNA-templated transcription
Cellular component (GO): nucleus
Molecular function (GO): ribonucleoside binding; DNA binding; DNA-directed RNA polymerase activity
Source: RefSeq, a predicted model, not a curated record
CCAUUGCUCCCGUGCCGCGGAGCCGCCGCUSGUGUGGGGCGUGAGGCGGCAUGGAUCCCGGCGGCCGGUGGCGUGGCCUGCCCAGCGGGCCUAGCCUGAAGCAUCUCACCGACCCCUCUUACGGGGUCCCUCCGGAGCAGCAGAAGGCGGCGCUGCAGGAGCUGACGCGGGCGCACGUGGAGUCUUUCAACUACGCCGUGCGCGAGGGGCUCAGCCACGCGGUGCAGGAUAUACCUUCCUUUGACUUUGCUUUCAAAGAUGAGCGUAUCUCUCUUACUAUUGUGGAUGCUGUCAUCAGUCCACCCACAGUUCCAAAAGGGGCCAUCUGCAAAGAGCUCAAUGUUUAUCCAGCUGAAUGCCGGGGCCGAAGGAGUACCUACCGUGGGAAGCUGACAGCUGAUAUCAGCUGGGCAGUGAAUGGAAUCUCAAAAGGAAUCAUCAAGCAGUUUCUUGGCUAUGUUCCCAUCAUGGUGAAGUCCAAGCUUUGCAAUUUAUACAGCCUUCCUCCUCCAGCCCUCAUUGAGCACCACGAGGAGGCAGAGGAAAUGGGAGGCUAUUUUAUAAUCAAUGGCAUUGAAAAAGUCAUCCGAAUGUUAAUUAUGCCUCGGAGAAAUUUCCCCAUUGCAAUGGUAAGACCAAAGUGGAAAAGCAGAGGGCCUGGCUAUACCCAAUUUGGAGUUUCAAUGCACUGUGUGAAGGGAGAACAUUCUGCAGUCAAUAUGAACCUUCACUACCUGGAAAAUGGCACAGUUAUGUUGAACUUCAUUUACCGGAAAGAGCUGUUCUUUCUUCCUUUGGGAUUUGCACUUAAGGCACUUGUCAGCUUUUCUGAUUAUCAGAUUUUUCAAGAGCUCAUCAAAGGAAAAGAGGAUGACUCUUUCUUUAGGAACUCUGUGUCUCAGAUGUUGAGGAUAGUAAUGGAAGAGGGUUGUUCCACACAGAAACAGGUCCUUAACUACCUGGGGGAAUGCUUCAGAGUGAAACUCAGUCUUCCUGACUGGUACUCCAAUGAACAGGCGGCAGAGUUCUUGUUCAACCAGUGCAUCUGCAUCCACUUGAAAUCCAGUACUGAAAAGUUUUAUGUACUUUGUCUCAUGACCCGGAAGCUCUUUGCUUUAGCCAGAGGAGAGUGCAUGGAGGAGAAUCCUGAUAGUUUGGUGAAUCAAGAAGUCCUUACACCUGGCCAGCUGUUCCUUAUGUUUUUGAAGGAAAAAAUGGAAGCUUGGUUAGUGUCUAUUAAAAUAGCUUUAGAUAAGAAGGCUCAGAAGACUGAUGUGUCCAUAAACUCUGAAAAUUUGAUGAAGAUUUUCAGUAUGGGAACAGACCUUACAAGACCAUUUGAAUAUCUUCUUGCUACUGGGAAUCUGCGUUCGAAAACAGGUCUUGGCUUCCUGCAAGAUUCUGGACUUUGUGUUGUGGCUGACAAGCUGAACUUCAUACGCUAUCUCUCCCAUUUCCGCUGUGUGCACAGAGGGGCUGCUUUUGCCAAGAUGAGGACCACCACUGUACGUAGGCUGCUGCCAGAGUCCUGGGGCUUCCUUUGCCCUGUGCACACCCCAGAUGGGGCGCCCUGUGGUCUGAUGAACCACCUAACUGCCACGUGUGAGGUCGUCACGCAGCUUGUGUAUACAACAUCUCUUCCAACUCUGCUCUGCAGCUUAGGGGUCACUCCUGUUGAUGGAGCACCACAUCGACCCUACAGUGAGUGCUACCCUGUCCUGCUGGAUGGCCUCAUGGUGGGCUGGGUAGAUAAGGAUCUUGCUCCUGGCAUCGCAGAUUCUCUCCGACGAUUUAAGGUGUUGAGAGAAAAAAGAAUCCCCCCCUGGAUGGAGGUGGUCCUUGUCCCUAUGACAGGAAAGCCAAGUCUGUACCCAGGACUCUUGCUUUUUACCACUCCUUGCCGACUGGUACGGCCUGUGCAGAACUUGGAACUGGGCCAAGAAGAAUUGAUUGGCACGAUGGAACAGCUCUUCAUGAACAUCGCUAUCUUUGAGGAUGARGUUUUUGCUGGAGUCACCACACAUCAGGAGCUCUUCCCUCACAGCCUGCUCAGUGUCAUCGCCAACUUCAUCCCCUUCUCUGACCACAACCAGAGUCCACGGAACAUGUACCAGUGCCAGAUGGGUAAGCAGACUAUGGGCUUUCCCCUUCUCACUUACCAAGACCGAUCAGAUAAUAAACUGUACCGUCUUCAGACUCCACAGAGUCCUCUUGUAAGACCAUGCAUGUAUGAUUAUUAUGACAUGGAUAACUACCCAAUAGGGACAAAUGCCAUUGUUGCUGUGAUUUCAUACACUGGCUAUGACAUGGAAGAUGCCAUGAUUCUAAAUAAGGCUUCUUGGGAGCGAGGCUUUGCCCAUGGAAGUGUCUACAAGUCGGAGUUCAUAGACCUGUCUGAAAGGAUUAAACAGGGAGAUGAUAGUCUGGUGUUUGGGGUCAAACCUGGUGACCCCCGGACUCUACAGAAGUUGGAUGGCGAUGGACUGCCCUUCAUAGGGGCAGCACUGAAGUAUGGAGACCCAUAUUACGGCUACCUCAACCUCAACACCGGGGAGAGCUUUGUGGUGUUCUAUAAGAGUAAAGAAAAUUGCAUCGUGGAUAACAUCAAAGUGUGCAGCAAUGACACUGGGAAUGGGAAAUUCAAGUGUGUUUGCGUCACAAUGCGUGUCCCUCGGAACCCAACAAUCGGAGAUAAGUUCGCCAGUCGUCACGGGCAGAAGGGCAUUUUGAGCCGGUUGUGGCCAGCUGAAGACAUGCCUUUUACUGAGAGUGGGAUGGUGCCGGACAUUCUGUUCAACCCUCACGGCUUUCCAUCCCGCAUGACCAUCGGCAUGUUAAUUGAGAGUAUGGCUGGGAAAUCUGCCGCUUUGCAUGGCCUCUGCCACGAUGCGACACCCUUCACUUUUUCCGAGGAGAACUCUGCUUUGGAGUACUUCGGCGAGAUGUUAAAGGCUGCGGGCUACAACUUCUAUGGCACUGAGAGAUUGUAUAGUGGCAUCAGUGGGGUAGAACUGGAGGCAGACAUUUUCAUAGGCGUGGUUUAUUAUCAGCGCUUACGUCACAUGGUGUCUGACAAAUUUCAAGUUAGAACGACUGGAGCCAGGGACAAAGUCACCAACCAGCCUAUUGGGGGAAGAAACGUGCAGGGCGGAAUCCGUUUUGGGGAGAUGGAGCGGGAUGCUCUCUUGGCCCACGGCACAUCUUUUCUCCUCCAUGACCGCCUCUUCAACUGUUCUGACCGCUCGGUGGCCCACGUGUGUGUCAAGUGUGGCAGUUUACUUUCUCCUCUAUUGGAGAAGCCACCCCCUUCCUGGUCCGCCUUGCGCAACAGAAAAUACAACUGUGCUCUCUGUAACCGCAGUGACACCAUUGAUACUGUAUCUGUGCCUUACGUCUUUCGGUAUUUUGUAGCUGAACUGGCAGCUAUGAACAUCAAAGUGAAGCUGGAUGUCGUGUAACAGGCUGUUUUCUUUAGGACAGGAGGGUCAUCAGAUGAAAACAGAAUGUUUAGUUCAGUGAAGGGUGUUACCAGGUUUUCUCAAGAGUGUUAAUACUUUAAACCAAGAACAGGAACAAGAAUUUAAGGUUCCCAAGUCUCUGAUAUAAUUCCUGAAGUUGACUUUUAGUAUAUUUGUUUAAAAAUUCCACAUGUAUUAUUUAAAAAUGAUGUACUGGUAAUGAAGCUGUCAGGGGAAAGGGAUACAAAUGUAACACAGGCCAAUUAUAUGAUUUUUUUUUUUAUUCUUAGAGCCACAUGAAGUAAAAGCAACUUUAUUGAAGUAUCAAAGUAUAAUUAAUUGAUGUGCAAAAAACUACAUGUGUUGUCUAUCAACAAAAAAAUAAAUUUAAAAAGCGGGGGAGGGUGGCGGUGCUGGGGCUGGGGCUUAGCAGUAGCGCACU